AAAAUUUCCAAAUCCCAAAUAUUUUCGCUCCAUAAGCAAGGAGUCCGUCGCAUACGUACUCCUAUCAUUAGGCGGUGAGCUAGGCAAUUAGACCUAAUCUCAGUUUGUCGCCGGGCUUAAUUAUUUUGCCCUAAGCUGCAUCUUCAAUUCGAUCAACACGUUGCUAAUCGAUCUUCCUCGCCGUGCUCAUCUUCUUGCCGUGCUGAUUUGCCCUAUCUGUUGCGAUUCUCAGAGAAUCGCCUCGCCGAUUUGCGGCUUAAGGGAUUCUCAGUGAAUCCUUGCCUCGCUCGAUCAUUAAGCAUUGCUCCAGGUCUUAUAUCUCGCUACAGUGCCUAAUCGGGCGACUACUGCUCUAAAUCGGCCGACUUUAUCGCAAAAUCAGGUCACUCCCUUCUACAGUCGUGAAAUAUUUUCCUCUAGCUUACCUCCUCAUGUUCUCCCUAUGUACGUGAGUCUUCUUUCGUUCUCUUCCCCAGCCGCCCACAACUCCAAGUAAAGAAUAUUCAAAGUCUCUUGGUUCAAAUGGUCCUAAAAUCUCUGAAAAUGAAUGGUGGGAGAGUUUUAAGAGGUGGUUCAAGAAUGAAGUUACACGGUUGUGUGAGAGUAUUAAGACACAAGAUAUGAGGAAUUUGCUAACAUUGUCUCGCGGACCAACACGAUAUGUGACAUCUUGUAGUGGUUAUAUUGUUAAUGGAUAUAGGUUUCACAUACAAAGUCGUGAGAGGACUUUGAGAACACAAAAUAGUGGGGUAGUUGUGAUGGGAAAUUCAGGGAAUGGACAUGAAAAUAUUGACUAUUACGGAGUAGUCAUUGAAAUAUUAGAGAUGCAAUAUCAUGAGGGGAACCGUGUAGUGUUAUUCCGCUGUAAAUGGUGGGAUGUGCAUGACAAGGUUAGAGGUAUUAAAACAGAUGAGUAUGGCUUUGUUAGUGUUAAUCCCAACAAGCAAUUGAAAACGAUUGAGCCGUUUAUCUUGGCUAGUCAAGCGAGACAAGUCUUCUAUGUCACUUACAACGCUAACAAAGGAUGGCAGCUUGUGGUAAAAAAUCGGCCCCACAUAUUUUGUGACAUGGAAGACGAUGACAAUGAUAAAAGCAACAAAGGUGAUGCAUACCAAUGUAGUGAAUUGUUCCCAACUGCAUAUAUUGCUUCAUCAUCAACAACUGCAAGUGCUGAAGUAUAUAAAAGUAGAGUUGAUAUUGAUCCGGAAGUCGUGGAAGAUAUUUCAAAGAGGAGGACUACUGAAAAAGGAUGCCACAAAAGGAGAAGAGAG
Messenger RNA from Cuscuta europaea, 1271 nucleotides. Lineage: Eukaryota; Viridiplantae; Streptophyta; Magnoliopsida; Solanales; Convolvulaceae. The record is from the annotation of a GenBank genome assembly.